GCUGAUAUUUCUGUAAUUGACAGUUCAGUUAGGUUGGCAUUUCUGCUGUUAUGCAAGCUUAGCCGUCAAAUCUGACAUUUGACAAUCAGAGAAAUUUUCCCACUUCUUUAAGCAUAAGCGUAAGGAAGAUAGUAAAAUGUCGGCUGCAGCUAGUGCCACUAGAAAGCAGGAUAUGCCCCCACCGGGUGGCUAUAAGAAAAUUCCAUAUCUGCGUGUUCCAGCCAAGAGUUAUUUCACAGGCUUUCAAAUGCUGGCCGGAUACGCGGUUGUUACAGCCGCAGGAAUGUAUGUGUACUAUUUGACUGCCAAGCAAAUUCAUCGUGAAGAGAUAGAAAAUCGUUCUGCCCAAAAUGUCAUAUAUCCCUUGCUUAUAGCAGAACGAGAUCGUGAAUUUCUGAAGCAACUGCGCCGUAAUCGCGACGAAGAAGCCAAAUUAAUGGCAAAUGUGCCCGGUUGGGAGGUUGGUACUUGGUAUGGUGAGCCCGUCUACAAGACCCUUCCUAAAGAUACCCUUGUAACUCCCCUAUUCAAGGAAUUCUAUGCUCAUACCGAUUAUAAAUCCUACGCCAAGCGCGCCCAUCUGAAAUUGUGGUCUUAAGCACUUUUUCACUCUUUAUUUUUAACGCCAUUCGGUAAAAAUCGAUAUAAAUCUUCGAAAUUGGAAUGGAUUAGCCAAUAAAUAAAA
Messenger RNA from Bactrocera dorsalis (oriental fruit fly), 685 nucleotides. RefSeq names its product NADH dehydrogenase [ubiquinone] 1 alpha subcomplex subunit 13 (gene ND-B16.6). The record is from RefSeq and is a predicted model, not a curated record. Bases 137 to 598 code for a protein of 153 amino acids. NCBI's taxonomy places the organism in Eukaryota, Metazoa, Arthropoda, Insecta, Diptera, Tephritidae. The transcript has 4 exons.